ACUCCUCGCGUCCUACUGAUCGAUUCUUAUGAUUCUUUUACUUAUAAUUUGGCAGCACUAUGUCGGAGAUCCAUUCCUCAUUGCAUAGUGCACAUAAUAAGAAACGACCAGCUGGAUUGGGACGUCCUUCGCUCGAACUUACACUAUUUCUCCGCAAUCGUCGUCGGUCCUGGGCCCGGGUCACCGCUCUUAGAGGAGGAUGUUGGAAUUGUCAAGCACGUAUGGCACCUUGAGGAACGGUUACUCAUUCCCGUUUUCGGUGUGUGUCUUGGGCUGCAGAGCCUCGCAGUUGAGUAUGGGGCCGCGUUGAAGAGGUUAGCGGUGGUCAAACAUGGCCAGAUUUCCCUAAUACGACACGAAGGUGUGGAGAUAUUCAAGGCUGUGGGCGAGAUCAAUGCUGUUCGGUAUCACUCCCUACACGUUGAACUUCGGGACGACGCGGAAAUUGAGGCUCUGGCUUGGGCUGACGAUGGCCCCGAUGAAAAUGGCAUCGUUGUCAUGGGCAUCAAGCAUACCAGCAAGCCUUUCUGGGCUGUACAGUACCACCCGGAAUCUGUCAUGACCUCAGGCGGAGGAUGGGAGGUCCUCUCCAACUUUUGGCGCCUGGCGAAGAAUUGGCUGGUUAGCCGUAAUCGAUCGGUACAACCAUGGGAUGUCCACGCGCACAACACUUUCGGAGCCCCGUGGCCCUGGCCUCCUUCGCCUGAGACAAAGAAUCUCGAAGUCGCUAGAAAUGUGGACACUGUGGUCCUACAGCUUCCCGGCGUGAGCGUACCUGGUAUAUGCGAAAUGCUGGGUGUCGGCGACGAAACCUCUCCCUUCGUUCUCCUGGACUCAGCCGCUCGCCCUGGUCGAUGGUCCAUCAUCGGGUGCUUCGAUGCUACGACACCCAUUAUCAGCUACUUCCUCGGAGAUACAUAUGUCACAACAAGGCGUGGCAAUCGUAUAUCUCAUCUGCCCCUCGGAUCCCAUGAUAUCUGGUCCUGGUUGGCUUCCUUCAUGAGAGAAAGGAAGGCGAAAGGCGGCUGCACAGACAGUCCAUUUUGGGGAGGGUUAAUGGGGUAUCUAAGCUACGAGCUUGGCGUCGAUUCUCUUGGGGUACCACUGAGUGCUUGCCAGCAACCAGGACGAAACCCUGACGUCAAUCUCGCGUUUAUCGACCGCAGUAUUGUCGUGAACGUCGAGACCGGGGAGAUUUUCGUGCAAUCUCUCAUACCGGAGGAUUCUGCCUGGAUCGCGAGUAUUGUCCAAACACUCAAGAGGUUAGGAAGCGAAGCUGCCCGAUCAACAAAGCGUUCAUAUGUUAUCUCGUCUGUGGUUGAUGUGAUCCUUCCUGACAGGGACCUCUACAUAUCGCGCAUCAAGCAGGCACAGGAACAUCUUCGAUCCGGUAACUCUUAUGAACUCUGUCUAACUGCACAGACAAAGGUUACAGUCGGUAAAUCCCACACGCUCCCUUCCACCGGAUCGUCAUCCUCGUCUUGGGAGUUGUACAAGUCCCUACGCACUACCAAUCCUGCUCCACAUGCAGCUUACUUACGCCUCCAUCCGAGCACGCUAGUCUGCUCGUCCCCGGAACGUUUCCUGUCUUUCUCACGGCCUCCUCGUCCCGUUUGCCAGUUGCGACCCAUCAAAGGUACUCUGCGCAAAGGUCCUGGCAUCACAAGGGCGGUCGCAGAACGUGCGCUGAAAGGAAGUCAGAAGGAGGUCGCCGAGAAUCUGAUGAUAGUCGAUCUCAUCCGCCACGAUUUGCAUGGGGUGGUGGGCGACGACGUGGAGGUCCGGCAGUUCUGCGAGGUGGAAGAGUACGAGACUGUGUGGCAACUCGUCAGCGUCAUCGAGGGCUCCGGAUCGAUCCGUUGCGCUCGUGAAUCUGACGAGCAAGAACUUGGCUGGGAGGCCCUUAAGAGGAGCAUGCCACCAGGGAGUAUGACGGGUGCACCUAAGAAGCGCAGUGUCGAGAUCCUCCAGACUCUCGAAGAUACCGAACGCAGUAUAUAUUCUGGGGUAUGUGGCUACUGGUGUGUCAGCGGCGCAGGUGACUGGUCCGUGGUUAUCCGAAGCUGCUUUAAAUUCGACGACGCUUGUGGCGUUGAGCUUGCUUCUGAUCCUCCUUCAACGGAGGAAUGGACGAUAGGUGCAGGCGGGGCCAUCACGGACCUCUCUGACCCAGAGCAGGAAUGGGAUGAAAUGGUUCUGAAGCUGCAGAGCACACUGCGGGCUUUC
Gloeophyllum trabeum ATCC 11539 is the source of this 2226-nucleotide messenger RNA. RefSeq lists its product as uncharacterized. The transcript is spliced from 3 exons. The record is from RefSeq and is a predicted model, not a curated record. NCBI's taxonomy places the organism in Eukaryota, Fungi, Basidiomycota, Agaricomycetes, Gloeophyllales, Gloeophyllaceae. The annotation marks the transcript as partial. Gene Ontology annotation, biological process: L-tryptophan biosynthetic process.